Hordeum vulgare subsp. vulgare (domesticated barley) is the source of this 4034-nucleotide messenger RNA. Its product is annotated as pentatricopeptide repeat-containing protein At4g20770. Lineage: Eukaryota; Viridiplantae; Streptophyta; Magnoliopsida; Poales; Poaceae. The transcript has 3 exons. Gene Ontology annotation, biological process: RNA modification. Gene Ontology annotation, molecular function: protein binding; RNA binding. The coding region runs from base 1 to 2418 and encodes 805 amino acids. The record is from RefSeq and is a predicted model, not a curated record.
AUGUCGAAUCUGGCGGCCCAGCUCGCGGGCGUGCUCCAAGCCUGCAUCAAGCGAAACCCAAAGCCCAACCGCGCGCACGCUAAGGCCGCCCACGCGCGCGUCCUCGCCGGCGGCUUCGCCGCCGACAUCUUCCUCCUCAACCGCCUGGUCGAGCUCUACUCGCUCUCUGGCCUUCCGCGCGACGCCCUCCGCGCCUUCCGCACCCUGCCUCACCCCAACGCCUACUCCUACAAUGCUGCGCUCUCGGCGGCCAGCCGCGCGGGCGACCUCGACGCGGCCCGGACGCUGCUCGACGAAAUGCCCGAGCCGAACGUCGUCUCCUGGAACACCGUCAUCGCCGCGCUGGCGCGGUCCGAGCGCGCGGGCGAGGCGCUGGGCCUCUACGAAGGGAUGCUGCGGGAGGGCCUCGUCCCGACGCACUUCACGCUUGCCAGCGUGCUCAGCGCUUGCGGCUCCAUGGCCGCGCUCGAGGACGGGAGGCGCUGCCACGGGCUCGUGGUCAAGGUCGGGCUUGAAGAGAACCUGUUCGUGGAGAACGCGCUCGUUGGCAUGUACACCAAGUGCGGCAGCGUUGGGGAUGCUGUGCGGCUGUUCGACCGGAUGGCUUGCCCGAACGAGGUGUCGUUCACGGCGAUGAUGGGAGGGCUGGCACAGACUGGGUCCGUUGACGAUGCGCUCAGGCUGUUCGCGAGGAUGUGCAGGAGCGGGGUACGUGUUGAUCCCGUGGCCGUGUCAAGUGUUCUGGGCUCGUGCGCACAAGCUGGCGCCAGCGAGUUCAACGUUCUUCGCGCUUUCCAGCUUGGGCAGUGCAUUCACGCCUUGAUCAUCAGAAAAGGCUUCGGGGCAGACCAGCAUGUGGGGAACUCCUUGAUCGAUAUGUACACCAAGUGCAUGAAAAUGGACGAGGCUGUCAAGGUGUUCGACUCAUUGCCCAGCGUCAGUAUUGUUUCUUGGAACAUCCUUAUAACUGGAUUUGGCCAGGCGGGCAGUUAUGAGAAGGCUUUGGAAGUAUUGAACCUGAUGGUAGAGUCGGGCUCUGAGCCCAAUGAGGUCACUUACAGUAACAUGCUGGCGUCCUGUAUUAAGGCGAGGGAUGUUCCAUUUGCUCGUGCAAUGUUCGACAAUAUAUCAAGGCCGACUUUGACUACGUGGAAUACACUUUUGUCUGGUUACUGCCAGGAGGAACUGCAUCAAGAAACAAUCGAGCUGUUUAGGAAAAUGCAGCAUCAAAAUGUGCAGCCUGACCGAACAACUCUGGCCGUGGUCCUCAGUUCAUGCUCAAGAUUGGGGAAUUUGGGCCUUGGAGCACAAGUUCAUUCUGCUUCAGUAAGACUCCUGUUGCAUAAUGACAUGUUCGUCGCUAGUGGUUUGGUGGAUAUGUAUGCAAAAUGUGGACAGGUUAGUAUUGCCAGGAGCAUUUUUAACAGGAUGACAGAGAGAGAUGUGGUGUGUUGGAAUUCUAUGAUCUCAGGUUUGGCUAUCCAUUCUUUCAAUAAAGAGGCCUUUGAUUUCUUCAAGCAGAUGCGACAAAAUGGAAUGAUGCCCACAUCCUCCUCCUAUGCUACCAUGAUUAAUUUAUGUGCAAGACUUUCUUCCGUACCUCAAGGUAGGCAGAUACAUGCACAAGUUGCGAAAGAUGGUUAUGAUCAGAAUGUCUAUGUGGGUAGUGCCCUGAUCGAUAUGUAUGCUAAAUGUGGCAACAUGGACGAUGCACGCCUUUCCUUCGACAGCAUGGUGACUAAGAAUAUAGUUGCAUGGAAUGAGAUGAUACAUGGAUAUGCUCAGAAUGGUUUCGGAGAAAAAGCCGUUGAACUAUUUGAGAAUAUGUUAACUACAGAACAGCGGCCAGAUAGUGUCACUUUCAUUGCCGUCCUAACAGGAUGUAGUCACUCUGGGCUCAUAGAUGAAGCUAUUGCAUUCUUUAAUUCCAUGGAGAGUACUUACAGAAUUACACCACUGGCUGAGCAUUACACUUGUCUCAUAGAUGGAUUGGGGCGAGCGGGUCGGCUUGUUGAAGUGGAGGCACUAAUAGAACAGAUGCCAUGCAAAGAUGAUCCUAUAGUGUGGGAAGUUCUACUUGCUGCCUGUGCUGUACAUCAUAAUGCUGAAUUGGGGGAAUGUGCCGCGCACCACCUGUUCCACCUUGAUCCAAAGAACCCAUCACCUUAUGUGCUCUUGUCAAACAUAUAUGCUUCCUUAGGCCGACAUGGGGAUGCAUCAGGUAUUAGGGGAUUGAUGAUUAGCCGUGGAGUUGUCAAAGGUCGUGGAUACAGCUGGAUAAAUCACAAGGAUGAUGUCCGUGCCUUUAUGGUUGCUGAUGAUCUUCAGACGAUCAAUGGAGAAUCUACAAUGUUCAGCAAUCAAGAUAGCACUGCUGGGGUUACAGAAGUACACCAGAAAGAGACAUGUGCUGAUUGAUUUGCGCUUUUUGAUAUCAGACACACUACUGAAUCUGUUUUAGUGAUAGCUGAAUUCAGUAGUGCCACUUUUGUGCAAUUUGCUUGAGAGCCUCAAGUUUUACUAUUGCACGUAGCUUCAUGUGGCUGGAAGAUGGGAACACAGUCUGAAGAUUUAGUAGAAAGAAUAUGCAAGACAGGAAUGGGCUGCGUUGCAGAUUAGGUGCUAAUGAAAUUAUAUGCUCGGUUCAUGUCAUUACAUGGUGCAGAGCUUCAUCUUGAUGAGCAUGUACUAUGAUAAGUUGUGCAUGUGAAAUAGCAAAAGCAAUUGUUGCCGGAGAAAUACCAUUGUGCUGAAAAUCUGAGCUGAAUGCUGCAGGAUGCAAUAACUGCAUUCACAGCUUCACAAUGGUUGAUUUAAGAGCCAGUGGAUAUAACUUUUGGAUAAUCAUUAUCUGGCUUCGCUUCCCAUUCUGUUCAAGAUCCAUCGUAAACUGGAACGUCAUGCUUCCCAAUUCUAUAGAGCCCCUGUAAAGAAAUAUUGUUAGACACUGCCUGGCAGAGUCAAUGUCUCAGUGAUAAUAUCCAAGAAGAGCAUGUUAGAUUUCCAGACUAGAGCAAAGUAUGCAGGCAGUUACACCAGAUCCGCAUGUGAUGACUAUCAGGUGAUCAAAGAGAAGUUCCUGAAGAGACAUCAAGCCAGGUGCUAUUAUUAUUAUUGCUUGGUGAAACUUUUCUACUUCAUGUACACAUCUGAUAGACCUAAGAAAUGGUUGCUUCUUAGGUCAGAAUGUAGUUCUGUUUUCUGUACUGUACACAUUCGAUUUUUUUUAAACUUGCUUCCUUGCAUAGCAAAGGCCAUAAUAAACUAUGAGUUUCAGACUAGAACAGUAAGAUGAAACAGAAUUCACACGUGCUUGCUCAAAUUUCUUACAUAGCUCGUCUGCAUUGGUGCACCAUCAAUCAUUUGGGAGAAGACUAACAAUGUCAUAUUCUUAGCCUUUUGUGGUUAUCCAAGUAUAUCUGUUCCUAUAAAAGACCCAGUUGGUGAUGAUGGUGUGUCUGUCAUCCGUCAUUCCUGACCAUCAGAUCUGCAUCUAAUGAUUGUGAGGGGAUGCAACAAUACAGAGGGGGAAAGGAACUUCUAUAGUCUAUACGACUUUGGUAUGCUGCAAUGUGGAACUCUGCAGCGAAAUCCUCAUUGGCAGGAUGAUAACCAGGCUGAUGUGCCCUUAGGCGUGAAAAGAACCAGCGAUGAUCUUUGGCGUCCAGCAGUAGCGAUUCUAGUAGGGAGGCUUCAAUAGCCUGAAGCCUACCCUUCAAGAUCCCAUUUCAGUUAAAUAUACCAUAUGAUAAUUACAUCAAGGUGCUUUACAUGCAACAAUUUCAGUGUAUUUGCUAAUUAGGUUUAGUAAAUUGAUGUUUUGAGCCUACCCUCUACUAUCACACUAGAUUCGCCACUGGCGUCCAGCGUGUGUGUUUUGUGUUGCCAUAACGAAGACUGCCGUUGCUCCUUCCACGACAGUGUUUGAGUCUGAAGAUGGUUAACUCAGAUUUGUUGUUCCUAUUUAUAACAUCUAUUGUGUUUGCCCGUAGGAUUAUCAUAUUCACAACUUAAGGUCAGUUCCUUUUGUGAUA